Stegodyphus dumicola is the source of this 1486-nucleotide messenger RNA. RefSeq lists its product as uncharacterized. Gene Ontology annotation, cellular component: plasma membrane. Gene Ontology annotation, biological process: adenylate cyclase-activating G protein-coupled receptor signaling pathway; hormone-mediated signaling pathway; activation of adenylate cyclase activity. NCBI's taxonomy places the organism in Eukaryota, Metazoa, Arthropoda, Arachnida, Araneae, Eresidae. Gene Ontology annotation, molecular function: G protein-coupled peptide receptor activity; protein binding; protein-hormone receptor activity. The record is from RefSeq and is a predicted model, not a curated record.
AUGGCAAGCUGUGCAUUUAUUACAGCCUUUCAGAAUUAUGGCAUAUCGUUAGACAGGUACCUGAGUGACAACAACUUAACGAAACUAGAAGAUUCACCUUUCCGAAAUUUAACACAUCUUUUCGAACUGAACUUGGCUCACAACAACAUCUCUUACGUUGCAACUUCUGCAUUCUCAGGGUUAACUAAACUUCGUUCCUUGUCCUUGCAGAACAAUAAAUUAUUCGAAGUCCCAGCUGACGCUUUAGAAAUUCUGACAUCGCUAGAAGCUCUGCAUUUGGACAGCAACCAAUUGCAGUCGGUUCCGAGUGGGAGUCUCAAGUCAUUACGGAGAUUGCAGAAAUUGUGGUUGAACGGAAAUCAGCUGAGAGAAAUCCCAAGUCAGGCUCUUUCCCGACUGCCUGAACUGGAAGCCCUCGAUCUGGGGGAGAACAAGAUACAAGGCGUUCCCGAUUUUGCGUUCAAAAAUUUAACAAAACUGGUUAUCCUAAUGCUGUACAGGAAUGAAAUCAGUUACAUUGGACCUUACGGUUUAGAUGGCUUGGAUUCCUUAAAAGUCUUAGAAAUUCAUGGAAACAAGCUGACUGAAUUUCCUGCAGCUGUUGCAAGUCUUCCGACACUCCGAGAAUUGAUUUUUUCGGAUAACGCAAUCACUGAGCUCUCGGAGUCCGCCUUCCGCCACAAUCCGAAACUGACCCUUCUGGAAAUGGGCGGAAAUCCGAUCAUGAAGGUCGGAAGUGCUACUUUUGCAAAUCUGCCAAGUCUCAAGAAAUUACGAGUAUCAGAAGCCAGGCAGAUGGAAGAAUUUCCAGAUUUGACAGGGACUAGCGCUCUCGAAUUGUUAGCCCUUGAUCGAGCCAGCUUACGUUACAUUCCAAGCGACUUGUGCGAUAAAGUUCCUUUGCUCAGGAGACUCAUUCUGAGAUCAAACAAAAUCGACAAGUUACCAGACCUCAGUGGAUGUAAAGAACUGCGACAAAUCGAUUUUAGCUAUAAUGAGAUUUCAUCAUUGGAAAAUUCACCCUUUCAACACCAAAGUAAACUGAUUGACCUAUUUUUGGGUUACAAUUUCAUACGCUACAUUCCUGAAGACGCCUUUCUGGGUUUGCAAAAUUUACAAGUUUUAGACUUGAUGCAUAAUCAUAUAGAGAGUAUACACGAGAAUGCAUUUAUGAAUCUCACUAAACUAACAGACCUCAAUUUGGGAGAGAAUAUAUUUCCGACCUUGCCGACGGAAGGGCUGCAGAAUCUCAGACAACUUAAAACUUUCAAUAAUAAAAACCUUCGAGAAUUCCCUACACCUGAGACAUUUCCCAAAGUGCACACAUUGGCUCUUUCCUAUGCCUACCAUUGCUGCAUUUUUAGGCCUCUUGCCAGACGCCUUCCUCUACCAGCAACACUUCAAGAGACAAUCGUUUGGCUUUCCAGAGAAGACGUCGAUAUGGAAGCCUGGAGUACGAAUAUCACUGACGUGUGGCCAGGAUAUG